AUGUCCACCUCCAAAUCCUCUUCCUCUUUGAUCCCCGCUGAUCCCGCGAAGGUCAUGGUCAUCAGAGAUGUCACUCCAAACAUCACCACGCUCAGUGUACCUUUCCUGCGGUUCGGGCACAUCAAGAUUGGCGGUCGGGGUACGUUGGUCAAGCUACAGACGGGCAACGUCGCCGUCUUUUCCCCCGUUGCACUCACACCGGAUGUCAAGGCCAAAGUCACGUCUAUGGGUCCCAUCAAAUACAUCAUUGCACCGGAUAUCGAACACCACAUAUUCCUCUCCACGUGGGCUCAAGAAUAUCCGGACGCAGAGGUGAUUGGCAUGGAAGGACUGCCGGAGAAGAGGGAGGGCGAUCCGGCCACCAAAGGGACAAAAUUCGCACAUGUCUUCUCUGCGAAGAACAAGCUCGACAUGCACAUCACUCCCGAGUUCGACACCGAGUUCUCAUACGAGUAUUUCGACUCCCAUACCAACAAGGAGCUCGUCUUCCUCCACAAGCCGAGCAGGACCAUGAUUGAGGCGGAUUUGCUCUUCAACCUCCCGGCCACCGAGCAGUACUCCAAGACGGGAAUGCGUCCGAAUUCCGGAAUCCUGACCAAGCUCUUCGCGGGCAUUAUGAACACCAAGGGCGAGAUGACCUGGCAAAAGCGCUUUCUCUGGUACGCUGCUGGCGCCAAGGAUAGGAAGAGUUUCGCAGAGUCGGCCAAAAGAGUCAAGCAAUGGGACUAUGACCGAGUCAUUCCUUGCCACGGGGAUGUCAUUGAAACUGGCGGCAAGGUAAUUAUCGACAAGGCGACCGUGUGGUUUACAGAAGGCAAGCACUGA
Cladophialophora psammophila CBS 110553 is the source of this 825-nucleotide messenger RNA. RefSeq lists its product as uncharacterized. The transcript has a single exon. NCBI's taxonomy places the organism in Eukaryota, Fungi, Ascomycota, Eurotiomycetes, Chaetothyriales, Herpotrichiellaceae. The coding region runs from base 1 to 825 and encodes 274 amino acids. The record is from RefSeq and is a predicted model, not a curated record.